Molecule: messenger RNA, 876 nt
Organism: Oncorhynchus kisutch (coho salmon)
Lineage: Eukaryota; Metazoa; Chordata; Actinopteri; Salmoniformes; Salmonidae
Product: tripartite motif-containing protein 54
Molecular function (GO): zinc ion binding
Source: RefSeq, a predicted model, not a curated record
AUGGAUAACCUGGAGAAGCAGCUCAUCUGUCCCGUCUGCCUGGAGAUGUUCAUCAAGCCUGUGGUUAUAUUGCCCUGCCAACACAACCUCUGCAGGAAAUGUGCCAACGACGUCUUCCAGGAUAUUUCCUCAGUCAUGGACAGAAGUGAUGAGUCUCAUAAGACAGAGGCAGUUGUGCCCCUGAACCCCACCAAGGUGGAGCAGCUGAUGUGUGAGGAGCAUGAUGAGGAGAAAAUCACCAUCUGCCUGAGCUGUGAGACGCCCACCUGCUCUAGGUGAGUGUUUGGCCAGCACAUUGACUGUGAGGUGGCCCCCUUGCAGAACGUCUACAAGCGACAGAAGACGGUGCUGAGCGACAGCAUCGCCAUCUUGGUGGCGGGGAACACCCGUAUCCAGGCCCUCCUCUCGAAGAUGGAGGAGAUAUGCAGGACCAUCCAGAACGGGCAUCAUCAGAAGCUGGAGGAGAGGAAGGAGGAGCUGGUGGGGAUGAUCAGCUGCCAGCAGGAUGACAAGCGACUACGUCGCCACGGAGACCACCUGGAGUGCGCGGGCAAGCUUGUGGGGACAGCCAUCCAGUCUAUGGAGGAGCCACAGAUGGCCGUGUUCCUACAGAGCAUCAAGGAUAUAUUUAAAAGGAUCUCUGCCACUGCCAAGGCGUCCAACAUGGAGCGUCCAGAGCCGGGUUAUGAGAGCAUGGCCCAUUUUGUUACCAACACAGAGGAUGUGGCAGACAUGCUAAGGACCAUUGACUUCAACACAAGUUCUCACAGAGAAGAUGGUUAUGAUCUGGAUGAGGGGGCCAGGACCUGGCAUCACUUCAACGGUGGACGUAGACUAUGGGAGAUACCAGUAGUUGAAAAGGAUCCCUCAGGUUAA